AUGGACAAUAGGAGGGAAGAACCUAAUUGGGAAGAACAAAAUGGAGACAAUGGAGAAGAGAAACUAGAAAGAUCAGAGCGUAGGAGGGUUGAAGAUGAAGUGGACCCUGAGGAGAGGAGGCUGGUUAGACUUUUGAAGGCAGUACAAAACAAUGCAGGGAAAGGACAUGUGGAUGUACCUAUGUAUCAGGGAAAGAUGGAUAGUGAGGAAGUGUUGGGUUGGCUUGAUGCCUUGGAGAACUACUUUGAGUAUGAAGAGAUGGAGGAUGAUAAGAGGAUAAGGGUUGAUGAUGCCCCUGUUGCAGAUAAUUCGCCAGUUGAAGAAGAGAAUGUUGCAGUUAAUCCGCCUAUUGAAGAUGAGGGUUUGAUUGUUGCUGAAGGAGCCACAGGAAAAGUGUUAGAAAGGGGUGAAAUAAAGGAAGAAUUUAUUACCCAGUCGCAGGUAACUCAGAUUCCUUCUACAGCCAAGAGGCGUAAGACAAGAAUAAAAACUCUUGUAGCCAUUCCAAAAAUGUAUGUAAGAAGAACACGAAGGAGGACACAGAAGACUCAACCUGUGGGUAAUCUAGUAGAGGUUAUUGCAGUAGAAACUUUGGAAGAAGUAAAUGUUAUGGAGGAUGAGAUUCAAGAAAAGGUUGUUGAGGAUAAACUAGAAAAUCUUGUGUCUGUGGCACUGCAAUUUGAAGAAAAUGUUGAAGAUAUUCUAGAGCAACCUGAGGAAAAUAUGGGAGAUAUGCCAGCUCAGAAUGAGGAAAAAACGGAAGAUAAAACCAAAGAAGAAGAAAAAGAAAAGGAAACUCGGGAUGCUCCAGUAUUAACAUCUAAAACCCCAAGGUAUGUACAGAAGAAUCAUUCAAUAGACCAGAUUAUUAGAGAUAAAAACAAAGGAAUUAUCACAAAAAGAAAAGUAUCUCAAGAACAAGUUCUAUUAUGUUUACUAUCUGAGAUUGAACCGAAAUUAGUAGAAGAAGCUUGUAAUGAUCAGAAUUCGAUAAAGGUAAUGAGAGAAGAGUUGGAUUAG
Molecule: messenger RNA, 1020 nt
Organism: Cryptomeria japonica (Japanese cedar)
Lineage: Eukaryota; Viridiplantae; Streptophyta; Pinopsida; Cupressales; Cupressaceae
Exons: 4
Coding region: 1-1020 (339 amino acids)
Source: RefSeq, a predicted model, not a curated record